AUGUUAAGUAAAGCUGUUAUAACGAGGGUUCCGUUGAGAAUAGGCGGGUUUAAUGUGAGAACCUUUUCAAGGGCUAGCAUAUUGAAGAAUAAUGAAGUUAAGUCAUCGUGUAAAGCCGGAACGGUAUUAAACUUGAAGAUGAAGAAAAGUGGUGAUGAACCGGUUGCAUUGGAAGACCAUGAAUAUCCUGAGUGGUUAUGGGACUGUCUUGAUAAAGAAAAAUUGGACAGUAAAUUAAAAGAAACGGAUUUUAUGAAAUGGAGGAGAAAACAAAUAACUAAAGCCAACACGGCCAAAAUUAAUAACAAUAAUUUCCUUGCUAAGAUGAAAUAG
Molecule: messenger RNA, 333 nt
Organism: Debaryomyces fabryi
Lineage: Eukaryota; Fungi; Ascomycota; Pichiomycetes; Serinales; Debaryomycetaceae
Gene: MRPL37
Product: mitochondrial 54S ribosomal protein mL54
Exons: 1
Coding region: 1-333 (110 amino acids)
Cellular component (GO): mitochondrial large ribosomal subunit
Molecular function (GO): structural constituent of ribosome
Source: RefSeq, a predicted model, not a curated record